Messenger RNA from Lepus europaeus (European hare), 4338 nucleotides. It is a transcript of the gene ABCB8, whose product is annotated as ATP binding cassette subfamily B member 8. The record is from RefSeq and is a predicted model, not a curated record. Gene Ontology annotation, biological process: transmembrane transport. Gene Ontology annotation, cellular component: membrane. NCBI's taxonomy places the organism in Eukaryota, Metazoa, Chordata, Mammalia, Lagomorpha, Leporidae. The coding region runs from base 95 to 2254 and encodes 719 amino acids. Gene Ontology annotation, molecular function: ABC-type transporter activity; ATP binding; ATP hydrolysis activity. The transcript has 16 exons.
GGUUGCCGGGAUGGGGGCCGGAGCCAAUAUGGAGCUCUCAGUGAGAUGAGAGUCGAACUGCCGGUGCCGGCGGCUUCAUCUUUCUCUCCCCAGCAUGUUGGUGCACUUAUUUCGGAUCGGUAUUCGGAACGGCCCUUUCCCAGGCAGACCGCUACUACCCCUCCGUUUCCAGACAUUCUCAACUGGCAGGUGCUCUGAUGGCUGCCAUGGCUCCUCCCUCCUCAGGGCGCUGGCCCGGCUGCGGUUCCAGCUCCGGGCCUACCUCCCUCGAGCCCCGCCAGCACCCAGCCGGAGCCCCCCUGCCUGGUGCUGGGUCGGGGGAGCCCUGCUGGGGCCCAUGUUGCUGAGCAAGCGUCCACGCCUCUGCCUUGUGGCUCUGUGUGAGGCGGAAGAGGCCCCUCCUGCCCGCUGCACGCCCCGUGUUGUGGAGUCCAGCUUUAACUGGAAGCUCUUCUGGCACUUCCUGCGCCCCCACCUGCUGGUCCUGGGGGCAGCCAUUGUGCUGGCACUGGGUGCAGCACUGGUGAAUGUUCAGAUCCCCCUGCUCCUGGGCCAGCUGGUGGAGAUCGUGGCCAAGUACACGAGGGAGCACGUGGGGAGCUUCGUGACGGAGUCCCGGAGUCUCGGCACCCGCUUGCUCGUCCUCUACGGCAUCCAGGGACUGCUGACUUUCGGGUACCUGGUGCUGCUGUCCCACAUUGGUGAGCGUAUGGCUGUGGACAUGAGGAGGGCUCUCUUCAGCUCUCUGCUCCGGCAAGACAUUGCUUUCUUUGAUGCUAAAAAGACAGGGCAGCUGGUGAGCCGAUUGACGACUGACGUGCAGGAGUUCAAGUCAUCCUUCAAGCUUGUCAUCUCCCAGGGGCUGCGCAGCUGCACCCAGGUGGCUGGCUGCCUGGUGUCCCUGUCCAUGCUGUCCCCACGCCUCACACUGCUGCUGAUGGUAGCCACACCUGCCCUGAUGGGAGUGGGCACCCUGAUGGGCUCGGGUCUCCGGAAGUUGUCUCGCCAGUGUCAGGAGCAGAUUGCCAGAGCAACAGGUGUAGCAGAUGAGGCCUUGGGCAAUGUUCGGACUGUGCGGGCCUUCGCCAUGGAGCAGCGGGAAGAGGAACGCUAUGGAGCAGAGCUGGACGCGUGCCGCUGCAAGGCAGAGGAGCUGGGCAGGGGCAUCGCCUUGUUCCAAGGGCUUUCCAACAUCGCGUUCAACUGUAUGGUCCUGGGCACCCUGUUUAUUGGGGGCUCCCUAGUGGCUGGACAGCAGCUGACAGGGGGAGACCUCAUGUCCUUCCUGGUGGCCUCUCAGACGGUGCAGAGGUCCAUGGCCAACAUCUCUAUCCUGUUUGGUCAGGUGGUGCGAGGGCUCAGUGCAGGCACCCGUGUCUUUGAGUACAUGGCCCUGCACCCCUGCAUCCCGCUGUCUGGGGGCUGCAGCAUCCCCAGGGAGCAGCUGCGCGGCUCCGUCACGUUUCAGAAUGUCUGCUUCAGUUACCCCUGCCGUCCCGGCUUCGAAGUGCUCAGAGACUUCACCCUGACGCUGCCCCCCGGCAAGAUCGUGGCCCUCGUGGGCCAGUCUGGGGGAGGAAAGACCACUGUGGCUUCCCUGCUGGAGCGCUUCUACGACCCCACGGCCGGCAUGGUGAUGCUGGACGGGAGGGACCUGCGCACGCUGGAUCCCUCCUGGCUCCGGGGCCAGGUUGUCGGCUUCAUCAGCCAGGAGCCAGUCCUGUUUGGAACAUCCAUCAUGGAGAACAUCCGUUUUGGGAAGCUGGAUGCUUCUGAUGAAGAGGUGUAUGCGGCCGCGCGGGAGGCCAACGCCCAUGAGUUCAUCAGCAGCUUCCCCGAGGGCUACCACACCAUUGUGGGUGAGCGGGGCACAACCCUGUCUGGUGGCCAGAAGCAGCGCCUGGCCAUCGCCCGUGCCCUCAUCAAGCAGCCCACGGUGCUGAUCCUGGACGAGGCCACCAGUGCACUGGACGCAGAGUCCGAGAGGGUGGUGCAGGAGGCGCUGGACCGGGCCAGCGCUGGCCGCACCGUGCUGGUCAUUGCCCACAGGCUCAGCACUGUACGUGCGGCCCACCGCAUCGUCGUCAUGGCCAAGGGCCGUGUCUGGGAGGCUGGGACCCAUGAAGAGCUCCUGAAGAAAGGCGGGCUCUACGCAGAGCUCAUCCGGAGACAGGCCCUGGAUGCCCCGCUGGCGUCGGCCUCACCUCUGGGAGGGAAGCCCAAAGACCCCCGGAGCCACCAGCACAAGUUCUGAGCAUGGCUCUGUAGGUCUGGUUGCUGCCAAGCCUCAGAGCCAGGGCUGGCGCUCAGAUGGGGAGACUUGGAUGGGGACUGAGCCCCAGGACACGAAGGGUGGCUCCCGUGGCUCCCAUGCUGACGAUAGAGCCUGGGCCCAGCUGCAGGACUCAGGGAGGCUGCGAUUGCUCCCGUGCACCCUUGACCUUGCUCUCGGGCUGCCUGCCUCCGGCCAGAGCACCAGAGCCUGCCACCAUCUGUGGACUGCGUGUGGGUCAAUGCGGAAGUCCACAAGAGACCCUGUGUUCCAUUCUCUCCCUUGGUUCACACCCUCCCUAAGCCUGUACUCUGCAGCCUCAAGUUGUCGAGGCCCCCAGCCAGAGGCCUGGGAGCGCAGACCCCCGCUAGGGCCCACCUCCGCAGACUGCAACUGACCCCCCCAACACUCCUGUUUCCGUCCUGCUCCUCUGGACCCUGGGACAAGGAGCCCUCCCCCAGCCCACCCUCCAGACAGCCUCCCUUCCCGCUCCCUGCUCCAUUCCCAUAGUCCUGAUGUCUAAAUUGCGCCUCCUCACCCCUCCUCCAAUGAGAUGCCUGAUGGGGCAGAGAGGCAGAGUGCCUGUGGUCCAUCCCACAAGAAGCACCCAGCCUGCGCAGCCGUCUCCUGCUACCCCUGCCCUGUGCACCUGCCCUGUGCAAGCCUCCCUCUACACUGUGAACACUUGGCUCCGAAGGAGAUGGGAGGGACCAGACGUGCACGCACACACAGCUCUCAGCUGGGGAAGCCACAAAACCAACAAGUCAGAAGCAAUAGGGAGCAGUUAAUGCAAGAUACGAUGUGAAAGUAAUCUGAGAAAGAACAGGGACGCUCAAGAAGGCGGCGGGACCGGCCCCACCAGGCUGCCAAAGUGAAGUGAGCCUAGGGCCCCGAAGCUGUGAAUGACCUCCAGGCAUCUAAGAGACCUGGAAAGGCACAGGAGAAGGGCCCUUAGGCUGGGCCGGCGCCCCAGGGCUGGGGAGCCAUAGGGAUGCACUGGCCCUCCUCACCUACUCCUACCUUAGUGUGUCCACAGUGCUUCCCACCGAACCCUCCCCUGCCGUGUCCACGGAGCUCUGCUCUGUAGGAUGUGGGAGGAGGAGGUGCCAGUGCUACACUGUCCCAGCCAGCUAAGCAUUUUGAACUUACCCUGUGGCCAUCUUUCAGGGGCGGUGGCGGCUGCUGGGAGGCCAGCCUGGAAGAAGUAGCAGUGACUCCCGGCAGCGCAGGGGCCAGGGAGGGACUCAGCUUCUUGUGGGUAUGGCUCACGGCCAGAUGGCUACUUUUGCUACAAGCUGCCCAAAAACUCCAGGGUCACACCCGCCCUGAGGUUGCAUAUCUGGGCAGCGGUGGCCCCGAGGAGCAGAACUUGGGGCUGGCUUUGGCCUGCUUGGCCACUAAACCAUUCCCUAGUGCAGUGCAGAGCGGGACCUCAGCUUCCUGGCAAGUUCCCACCGUCCCACCCCUCUGUCCUCGGGCAGCCAGCCAAGGCCCAAACUGCGCAGGGCGCCUUCUGACACCAGAUUCUUGGUCUCUCCUUACAGCUUCAGGGUAGCUUCUGUGAAUCUGGCCCUCCCCCCUCCCCCGCCCACUAGGGAAGUAGUGAAACCCACGGCCAGUCAAGCUUGUCCCACUAAGCUGCCUGUACGCCCUCCCCGAAACCCUACCUCGACCUUGGCGCCCCAGCUGCUCAGAGAUGAGCAGCCUGGCUGUUGUUGGCCUUGGAAGCCUGUUCUGAACGUUUAAAUGAGAUGAUCUACAGUCGAGUGCUUACAGAUCGCAACGCUACAGCCUCGCCUUGGUGCUGCAAAGGAUAGCAUUCACCCGUCUCUUCGAGCGUUUCUGAGGGGGGCACGUACCGCCUGCCACCGAAAGGGUCCUGCGCUUGUGCAGCUCUCGGUCUGCUCGGGGCCAGGCAGCUGGGGCAGGUGUGGUCCUGUGUGCCUGGUGGGACUGUUUCCUGCCCCUUACAGCCAGCAGCCAGAGCGACCAUGGCAGCAUCCAAUGCUUUUUGGGCAGAGAUGGGAUAGAAAUAAAUUUCGGUAAUAAACUGAUGGAUGACGUGA